Notothenia coriiceps (black rockcod) is the source of this 1040-nucleotide messenger RNA. RefSeq names its product probable serine/threonine-protein kinase clkA. Bases 1 to 960 code for a protein of 319 amino acids. Lineage: Eukaryota; Metazoa; Chordata; Actinopteri; Perciformes; Nototheniidae. The record is from RefSeq and is a predicted model, not a curated record. The transcript is spliced from 5 exons.
AUGCCAACUGUCUCCCCAGAGGUGACCUCCCCACCCACCACCCUGCUCUUUCACACCUCUCCACCCCACAGCUCAGCCUGCUUUGCUCCUGCACAAUUUGUCCUUCACAUUAACAUGCUCCAGAGAUGCUCCGGUGUGACUGAAUUCAAAGGAAGACAAGAUGGGUGUCGGCUGGAUAAUAUCAAUUUCCCUCAUGUUAAUAGCUACAACAACUCCUACAACAGCAGUACUUACUACUGCCUCACCUACAACCGGUUCUCCAACAACGACCACACCUACAACAGCUGCAGCAACAACUGCAGCUCCAACUACUAUGGCUCCUACAACAUUAGCACCUACGACUGGAGCCCCUACAACAGCUGCACCGACAACUGUUGCUGCUACAACUGCAGCACCUACAACUGCCUCACCUACAACCGGCACUCAAACGACUGCCAAACCUUCAACAGCUGCACCUACAACUGCCUUACCUACAACAAGCAAUCCAACGACGACCGCACCUACAACUGCAGCUCCUACGACUGCCACACCUACCACAGUCGCUCCUACAACUGCGGCUCCUACGACGGCCAUACCUACAACCAAGGCUCCUACGACUGCAGCAUCUACCACUGUUGCUCCUACAACAUUAGCACCUACGACUGGAGCCCCUACAACAGCUACACCGACAACUGUUGCUGCUACAACUGCCUCACCUACAACCGGCACUCAAACGACUGCCAAACCUACAACAGCUGCACCUACAACAGCAUCAACCACAACAGCAGCCCCGGCCACGUUUGCUCCUACAACUACAGCCCCUACAACACUUGCACCUACAACUGCCUCACCUACAACCGGCGCUCAAACGACGGCCAAACCUACAACAGCUGCACCAACAACUGCAGCUCCUACCACUAUGGCUCCUACAACAUUAGCACCUACGACUGGAUUCCCUACAACAACUGCACCCACAACUGAAGCACAAACAACUGCAACUCCUACGACUCCAGCACCUACCACUGUUGAUCCAACAACUGCAGCACCUAAACCUUCCUCAC